AUGGUUUCACUCGCAAAACCCGCUUACAACAUGAUGAACCACAUGGAAAACGAGGAGCCCGAUUUCGCGUUAUAUCCCGACCCGCAAAACAUGUUCUCCCCUCAAUCCUUCCAAUUCGGCGUCCAGAAUUUCAACCUCGAGAACAAUUCCUCAUACCCAUACCCACGGCCCCAGGAAGUGUUCUCAGGCAACGCGGACUUUAACGGCGCGAUGUACACGACUGAGGCGCCCCAAUAUGGCCUCGAAUCUCCCGAGCUCAGAGGAGCUCCAUCCAACUAUUCUACUGCCUCCGGGCCCUCGGCCACCUCCUCUGCAGCAGCCUCACCACACUCUAUCCACGGGCAUAUCGCUCCCGGUCCAGAAUGGGGUCCACUUGGUCUCGGAUUCAGUCCAUCGAUCGUGGGAUAUGAUGGUUAUACUCAUGGCAACGAGUACACCGUCGCUCAUUCAGGUAUGGAAGACUUCGAUUCGAGCUUGAACCUCGUCAAACCAAACGGUUUCGUUGGUGAGUGUCAAGAUAUCUCUAGCUCUGUUUCCUGUCAGCCGGGUUCGGCCGCGUCAAAUCCCAUGCCUUCUUCCUCCAUGUCUACUUCUGCUCCAUCUCCAAGAUCCGCGGAUUCAACCGUCACUUUAAAACCAGAGGCUUCGCGCAUCAGUGCCACAAGCAGCAGUUUCAAUGAUAAUUGUUUUUCAUCUCCUGUUUCUGUGGCCCCAACAUCUUCUACUUUUCGGCGGCCUUCUCGGCCAUUUGCUACCUCUCGUGUCUCCAUUUCGAGUUCUGCUGGCCAGCCUCAAGAUCCCCGAUCACCUGCUGCUUCUACCAUAUCACCGACAUCGCCUCAAUUGUUCCCAACUGGCCAUCAAUCUCUUUUCUUUUCUCAAUCUAGUGGAAAUUUUGUACCUCCGCUUGAACCAUCUUGUUCGUUUCCUCUGCCGAUCUUGCCUGUUACGUCUUAUCUUGCAAAUUCGACUAUGAAGAGCAACUGGCUAAUGUUUCACUCCUCAGACCCAUCCAUCCUCCACCCGCAAUACACCGCUCGUCCGACAUCCGUGGCACAGUCUCAUGACGCCUACCAACCACCAACCUAUCCCGCCUCUCCUUCUCUAUCGCAUAUGUCACGGAGUCCGAGACCCAUCAAACAAGGCAGCCAAUCUCCCUAUUUGAACGCUCCUUACGGAUAUCCAUAUCCUCCACCCCGCCGGCCAUCCUUGGUAUCACACCCAUCCUGCAGCAGCCCGGAUAGCAGCGAGGAGUCGAAGGUCAAGGGUCGCUGCACGUACCCCGACUGUGGAAGAAUAUUCAAGGACCUCAAGGCUCACAUGUUGACCCAUCAAAAUGAACGGCCCGAAAAGUGUCCGAUCCAAACUUGCGAUUACCAUAUCAAAGGUUUCGCGAGAAAAUACGAUAAGAACCGUCACACAUUGACCCACUACAAAGGAACGAUGGUGUGCGGUUUCUGCCCCGGGUCAGGCUCUGCUGCAGAGAAGUCUUUUAAUCGCGCGGAUGUGUUCAAACGACAUCUUACUUCGGUCCACGCUGUUGAGCAGACACCUCCCAACAGUCGCAAGAAGACUUCAAGCAGCAUCAACAACGGCAAGAAGCUCUCCGGAUAUGCGCCCGAUGCUACCGGCAAGUGCUCCACUUGCUCAGCGACAUUUGGCAACGCGCAAGAUUUCUACGAGCAUCUUGAUGAUUGUGUCCUCCGAAUUGUGCAACAGGAAGAGCCAUCGGAGGCCGUCAACGCCGCUCGGCUCGCCGAGGUUGAGCAAGACCCAGAGGUGCAUGAAACACUCCGCAACAACCAACUGCCGGCGACCACCACCAAUGUUUACUCGGCAGAUGAGGAGGAUGAUGACGAUUACGAGGAUGAGAAUGAUGACGACUUUACUCUGCGAUCGAAGGCUUCUCGCAAAGGACGGGUAAACCGAAAUCCCGUCAACGGUGUGCAAAAGUCGCGGGGCCUCACACACUCUAAAGGAGGCGUGACCCUGAACACUAAAGGCCGGAAAAAGCGCAAGGACUACCCAUCAUCCUGGGGAUGCCCAUCUUCACAGAUGAAGCUGAAGAAGCGCGUCCUGUGUGUUUUCGACGGCCCUCGUCGUCUCUGGAAAGAUGACAUGAUGCUCGGCACGGACUACGAGGUCCGCAUGAAGCUCAACAACGAGAAGGCCUACGUCACGGACCUGGAUGUCCAAACCAUGCGACGUGCGGAAGCCUUCCACAACUCCACGGAACAAGAGAAGGGUCCGUGGAUCGCCGACGAUCUCACUGGUAUGGAUCUGGAGAAGCUGAUGGAGGUUAAGCAGGAGCUAUAA
Molecule: messenger RNA, 2316 nt
Organism: Venustampulla echinocandica
Lineage: Eukaryota; Fungi; Ascomycota; Leotiomycetes; Helotiales; Pleuroascaceae
Product: C2H2 and C2HC zinc finger
Exons: 1
Coding region: 1-2316 (771 amino acids)
Source: RefSeq, a predicted model, not a curated record